UUAUGCUAGUCAAAAUUUGUUGUUGAUGAUGAAGACAACAAAAAAUAUAUCCUUUCCAGCCUUGGAAAGAAAUGGCGAGAUGCACGACGUAGGUUGUUUAAGAAAUUUUAUAAGUGGGAUCUUUCUUUGGAGGAAAAUCUACAAAAUUAUCCACGUUCUAUUAAUGAAGACCAUUGGACUAUUUUUGUCCAAUACAGGCGUAAGACAGAUACAAUGGAGAAGGCUGAUAAAAAUGCUGCAAAUAGAGAAAAGCUAACAAUCCUUCAUACAUUAGGCUCUAAGACGCUUGCAAGGAAGAGGGAUGAGUUGGAACUGAGAGAUGGUCGAAAAUACAGUAGGGGUGAAAUGUAUUCAAUUUGUCAUAAAAAGUCUGAUGGGUCAUUUGUCAACGACGAAGCCAAGGAAAAAUAUGAACAAUUGCAAGCUGAAAUUGGGAAGACUCCUUCUCCAAAUGAAGCAUUUGUUAAUGUGUUUGGAAAAGAACAUCCUAGAUAUGUUCGUUGUAUGGGACUUGGAAUAACACCGUCACAAAUUACUACAUCUACUUCUCACUCUGUAAGAUCAACAUCUUCCUCUGAAGCUAAUGAAAAGAUGGAGAAAAUGCAAGUUGAAAUUGAUAGGCUUAAGAAAAGAGAUUUUGAAGUUGAUAUGUUGAAGGAGCAAAUUGCUUUCUUGAUGCAAAUGCAAAAUUCUAGAGACAAACAGAUAAAAUUGUUUUCAUAG
Molecule: messenger RNA, 723 nt
Organism: Cicer arietinum (chickpea)
Lineage: Eukaryota; Viridiplantae; Streptophyta; Magnoliopsida; Fabales; Fabaceae
Source: RefSeq, a predicted model, not a curated record